This is a messenger RNA of Lingula anatina, 1855 nucleotides long. RefSeq names its product C3 and PZP-like alpha-2-macroglobulin domain-containing protein 8. Gene Ontology annotation, cellular component: extracellular region. Lineage: Eukaryota; Metazoa; Brachiopoda; Lingulata; Lingulida; Lingulidae. The record is from RefSeq and is a predicted model, not a curated record. Gene Ontology annotation, molecular function: protein binding; endopeptidase inhibitor activity.
AUGUUUUUAGCCUAUGAAUCAACGGUGUUCUACAGUGGCAAGCACUUGGGUGUCGUUGCAAGAGAACUAUGUGAGGGAGAUUCAUGUAAUGAGAUUUCUGAGGAAGAGGAGGAACAAGUACAAGAUGAAGACUGCAACUCCGUAUUCGGCUGCUACCACAGCAGUAUCAAAGAGGAGGACAGGUGCUCUUGCUACAGGGACUGUCGUCACUCUGGCCCCAGGGUGUGUGGUUCAGAUGGGGUCCUCUACCCCAACAAGUGCAGAAUGGAGGUGGAGGCCUGUAGCCAAGGAGUGCACAUUGAAGCUGUGCCUCUGAUGAACUGUGAUGGGAUGAAACGAGUAACGGACCUUCCCCAGACCACUGCUUCUUCCCACAAUUCCUCUAAAGUGGAUAUUAAGAGACCCGGGGAGGUAUCCCAGGUUGAUGCUGGGUCAGGUGAAAUGGAGGGUUCUGGGGAUGUGGCUCAGGUCACCAGCAACACGAAAAUAUUAGUGGCUGCCACCACAAAGCCUCUUCAAGAUCAACUCCAGGAAGUCAAACCAGGUGAGGAGGAUUAUGCUUACUAUGAUGACUAUUAUGGACGCCCUGAUGAAAUACCAGCAGAUGAUCAGUAUCAGUACAUUUUUCCUGAGCCUGUGGACCCUAGGAGAGACAUUUGGAGACAAGGUCUGGUUGAUCUCCCAUUACCUGAGGAUGCCUCAGCUUCAAAAGUGAAAGGCAAAGAUACUGAUAGUGUGGAUGAGGUCACUGACACAAUUCAAACUGACACAAGUGAGAAAGACUCUCCUGGUGAAAUAGCUCACAGAAUUCAGACUGACGCAGAGAACAUUACUGAAGGGCAGCAGAUGCAAGGUCCAAUUUCACAUCAUAUUUCUACAUCACACAGCCCUCUAGAGGCAACAACAGAAGCAUCAGUGGAUGUGAGAAACCAGUCAUUGGUGGCCAAACCCCAGAUCAAGUUCAUGCCACCACCAUAUAUCAAAGACAGUCCCCAGGUUGUGUUCAAAUCCAGAGAAUCAGAGGUCACAGACACCAAUAAGGAGGAUGAACAAGGAGGAUAAGUACAUGUCCUCAGAUCAAACAGUUAGGCUGUGAAUGAGAGGGUGAACAAAGGAUAGAGUUGCAGACAACAAAGAGUCAGAAAAAAAGUGCUAAACUGAUAUAAUACCUCACUUUAUGUUAUUGAAGAAAUGCUAUGUAAAUAUGUCCGUUUUUUCCUAUUUUAUGCAUAUCUUUUUUGUUAUAAACAUGAUUUAAGACACUGCAUGGAGGUUUCAUAUGGCAAGCUGGGUGUUUGAGUCCACUGAUAAUUUAGUUUUUCUGUAAUAUCAUCCAACCCAGAGAGAGAAUUAAAACGUACAUUUAAGGUUGUUAAGUUUUUGAUUGGAUUUUUGGUGAAAUGUAACUGAAGACUUUACAAGUCAAAAUAAGUCAAUUUUGAUUCAGAAAGUUUAAAUAAUCAAUUUCCAUUUGUCAGAAGAAAAUGUAAAUGAAAUGCAGAGAAUGAUAACCAUGGUUAUUUUUUAUUUUCCAGACAUUAUUCCUCAAGUAAGUCACAUCACAACCAAUCCUUACAUGCUAAUUGAAAGCAAAUAUGACUACCUCACUGUCUGUAACCAAGUAUAUAAGUUUUGUUAAAAGCGAUCACACAUCAAGGGAUACUUUACACACAAAGAAAUAAUAAAAUGAAUGGUUCAUAAAUAGUUUCCAUUCAGAAAUCUAGUUUGCAUAUCAGCUGGUCGAUGCACAUUUGUUACAUAAUCCUAGUUCAAUUGCAUAAGAUCGAUUUUGUACUACGAAAAUACAAACAGACAACCAUGCAAUUAAGGCUCAGAACAAUUAUUUGACAUUACA